Molecule: messenger RNA, 1581 nt
Organism: Coccidioides immitis RS
Lineage: Eukaryota; Fungi; Ascomycota; Eurotiomycetes; Onygenales; Onygenaceae
Product: nuclear transcription factor Y subunit beta
Exons: 6
Coding region: 706-1377 (223 amino acids)
Source: RefSeq, a predicted model, not a curated record
UACUGUUUUGCCCAAACUGGACAUUGCACGACAUUUACCUUUUUGUUAUUCCAUCUCAAGCGCCCUGUCCCAGCGGCCAGCCGACGCGCUGAUUGUUGUUGCGCGAAGCCACCGCGUCUGCACAACGUUGAACUUGUGACCCCAGACCUAACAAAUCACGGAACUCAGUUGCGCAGGUGUCCUUUGACUUUCCGCAGUCGACUCCCUCCCCUCUGCCCAACUUGCGGUCAGAAUUGACCCAAUCGUCGCCCAACUUCAUCGACCUCUACCCUCCCUACUUCCGCACCCAAUUGCAGGAGAACCCAUCAAGGCACGCAGCCAACGAACUUGCUGUUCUUCCGCACAUACCUUGCAUUUAGGCUCAACCGAGGCGGCCGUGAAGCGAAUAAGCACGUAGUCCCGUGCCCCCUUGCUCUGACGCAACCGUGCAUUGGGCUGAUCGGAAAAUAGACCGAUUCAGAUUCGACAAGGAGUGACGUGUACACUGGCUAGCAGAGCAACCCUGUGAUCCCUGCUGAAGUCGCUACCCGUUUCGCGUGUCCAAAAAGACGUAAAAAUCAUGUCGUCGGCCUCUCCUUCGAAUCCCAAGGAACCUGAGGUGGAAUCAGCAGCACAGUCAGGCGACGACCCGGAGCACAUGGAAAGAGAACACCAAGAUACGCAACCGCAAACUCAAGGCGAAUUUGAGGUAAAAGAGCAGGAUCGAUGGCUCCCGAUUGCAAAUGUUGCCCGGAUUAUGAAGACCGCGCUGCCCGAGAAUGCGAAGAUUGCCAAAGAGGCCAAGGAGUGCAUGCAGGAAUGUGUAAGCGAAUUCAUCUCCUUCAUCACCAGCGAAGCUUCGGAGAAGUGUCAGGGAGAAAAGCGCAAGACUGUCAAUGGCGAGGACAUAUUGUUCGCGAUGACCUCGCUUGGUUUCGAGAACUACUCGGAGGCUUUGAAGAUCUAUCUAUCAAAGUAUCGCGAAACCCAAUCCUCAAGGGCGGAGAACCAGAACCGGCCAGCGAGCAGCGAAUACCCUCAGGGUGGACCCGUCGGCGGCACUGGCGCCGCAGGCGCCGGCGCCAUUGGUGGGCCAGCGGCGACCGCACCCGGCUUCGCAGUUCCACCCGAGAAUGCCAACAACAUUUUGAGUACGAAUCUGGACCCGAACGAGCAAGACAACGCGACAUACGGAUAUCCGCCAAUGGUAGGCGCGACGCACAAUGGUGCCGGUGGCGAGACCUACUAGCAUUGGCGAAGACAAUUCCGGGGUCUAGGUUACGACGGCAGGUUGCGCAUGAGCAGAAAGCCAGCAUAUGGCAUCUACCUAUUCCCCGCGCAAGACAAGGCAUGAGCAUAUGUCUCGCACUGGAGACGGCGAGAGAAGUAAAGACAUGAAGGGGAGAGGAUAUUGCGGAAAUCAUCGGGCUAUAGAUUUGAGUGCUCAGAGCCACACGGGAUUUCUUUUUUAAUAGUUAGUCUUGUGAUUUUGUGUUUAAUUUCGAGGCGUAUGAAUAUGUAUACAAGGAGGAGAAGAGGGAACCAGACGCGAACGGACCUGAGGGAAGUUUAGUUGGAGAAUAUGAGAAUUUCUUCUUAAAC